Lachancea fermentati is the source of this 780-nucleotide messenger RNA. The record is from the annotation of a GenBank genome assembly. Lineage: Eukaryota; Fungi; Ascomycota; Saccharomycetes; Saccharomycetales; Saccharomycetaceae.
AUGCUAAGAAGGCUACAAUUGGCGCAAACGAGGCGCUACCUAGGAACAGUGGUGAGAAAGGCUCCAAGUGUAAGAAGCACGGUUGGCGUGACGACUUCAGGAACCCCUUCUGGGUCGACAAACACCUCUUCUGAUAACAAUGCGUGGCUUAACAACAGUUCUGAGACAAUUUUGAGUAAGAAAAAAUUGCUCGGGGAAACUUUAGGGGGUUUCACGCUCGAAACCAAUUCACCGGUAUCGUAUACUUCUGUUUCAUCUAGUGACGUCGAUUGGUCUGUUUCUUUUAGAGGAUUGGGAUCGAGUCCAUUUGAGGAAAAGGUACAAGCAGAGCUUAGUAAACCUUUAUCGUCAGAUGAUAUUGAAGUCAAACCUGAUGGGUUGGUUUACCUACCAGAGAUCAAGUACCGGAGAAUUUUAAAUAAGGCUUUCGGUGCUGGUGGCUGGGGCCUAGUGCCACGAUCAGAUACAAUCGUAACUGCGAAACUGGUGACACGUGAAUACGCUUUGAUUUGCCAUGGACAGCUUGUUAGCAUAUCGCGAGGCGAGCAGGACUACUUCAAUGAAUCAGGUAUACCAACGGCUACUGAAGGAUGCAAAAGCAACGCAUUAAUGAGAUGCUGCAAGGAUCUGGGAAUAGGCUCAGAAUUGUGGGAUCCAGUGUUUAUCAAAGAGUUUAAGAAAGCAAAUUGCGUCGAGAAAUUUGUAGAGCAUGUCACUACUAAAAAAAAGAAGAAAAUAUGGCUCAAAAAGGGGAGAGAGGUUGAAUAUCCUUAUAAAUAA